AUGACUGCCCGUCUAGUGUUGGUUAUUGGGGAUUUGUUCAUCCCCGACCGAGCCCCCGAUCUCCCACCCAAAUUCCGCAAACUCCUUACUCCCGGCAAGAUUGGCCAGAUCUUAUGUUUAGGCAACCUCACUGACCGCGAGACCUAUGAAUUCCUACGUGGAGUAGCGCCAGACCUGCAGAUGGUCAAGGGUGAUUACGAUGUUGACUCUCCAAACCUCCCGCUCUCCAAGAUUGUGAACCAUGGCAGUUUGCGCAUCGGAUUCACGCAUGGCCAUACCGUGAUCCCUCCCGGCGACGCUGAUGCCCUGCUGAUCGCAGCCCGGCAGAUGGAUGUGGACGUAUUGCUCUGGGGCGGCACUCAUCGCUUUGAGGCGUUUGAGAUGGAAGGCCGCUUCUUCAUCAACCCUGGCAGUGCCACUGGUGCAAUGACUUCAGGAUAUGCGCCCGAGGGAGAAGAACCUACACCCAGCUUCUGCCUGAUGGACAUUCAAGGUGAUGUCCUUGUGCUCUAUGUUUAUCAGCUCAAGACCGAUGCCAAUGGGGUUGAAAAUGUCUCAGUAGAGAAGGUCUCUUUCCGCAAGAACCAUGCCCCUGUCUCAUAA
This is a messenger RNA of Penicillium malachiteum, 603 nucleotides long. Its product is annotated as vacuolar protein sorting-associated protein 29. Gene Ontology annotation, biological process: intracellular protein transport; retrograde transport, endosome to Golgi. The coding region runs from base 1 to 603 and encodes 200 amino acids. The record is from RefSeq and is a predicted model, not a curated record. Lineage: Eukaryota; Fungi; Ascomycota; Eurotiomycetes; Eurotiales; Aspergillaceae. The transcript has 4 exons. Gene Ontology annotation, cellular component: retromer complex; endosome.